Coccidioides posadasii C735 delta SOWgp is the source of this 926-nucleotide messenger RNA. RefSeq lists its product as uncharacterized. Gene Ontology annotation, biological process: ubiquinone biosynthetic process; cellular respiration. Gene Ontology annotation, cellular component: mitochondrion. The record is from RefSeq and is a predicted model, not a curated record. Lineage: Eukaryota; Fungi; Ascomycota; Eurotiomycetes; Onygenales; Onygenaceae. Gene Ontology annotation, molecular function: ubiquinone binding.
CGAGAUUUAGGGCUCCAAUCUCUUUUAUAUAAACCCGGCGUCCGUUUACAUCCUCGCCCGCCCCGGAUCAUGCAAUAACACACAACAACAGCCAUCCACAGCGCUCUGCCCAGGCAACACCAUUGCUCCCCCCUUUCAUCGCGUCGCAGAUCGCAUUUCCUACUCUAGCGGGUUCCCUAGCCAUGGCUACCGUACGCUCUUCCACUCUCUCCCCGCUAUUGCGGUCACAAUUCACAAAACCACUCACUGCAACAACAACGCCGACAUCAAUCCAAUCUCGAGCCUUCAACUUACCCUCCCUCUCCUCCUUCGCACCACAGCUCUCCACACCACCUCCGCGCUCCCUCUCCGCCACGCGAACCCUCUCAUUCCCACCCCUCCCGCUUUUCCGCAUCAUCUCCGCUGUUGAAUCAUACCGCGACUUCCUCCCUUUCCUUACCGCAUCCACCGUCACGGCUCGCGACCGCGCAACCGGCUAUCCCACCCAAGCCUACCUCACUGUCGGAUAUGGCCCUCUAAGCGAAACUUUCCAUUCCAAAGUCGAGUGCGACGAGGCGAAGUGGACGGUGGGCGCGCGGAGCGGAGACAUCGCAUUCCAGCGCAAGGGCGAGGAGGGCAAGGACGGCGGCCUGUUUGAGUAUCUGGAUACGAUAUGGAAACUGGAGCCGCUGGAAGGGAGAGCUGUGGGCAUGGAGAUGACGAGGGUGGAUUUGGCGGUGAAUUUCCGGUUUAGGAAUGCGAUGCAUGCGGCGAUGAUGAGUGCGGUGGAGAAUCAGGUUGCUGGGAUGAUGAUAGAGGCGUUUGAGAAGAGGGUGAUGGAUGUGGAGCGGCGGAAGUGAAACUUUUUCAUACGAAAAGUGUGAAGCGUGGGAAUUUUCGUGUCGUUAUAUCCAUAUUUUGCUGGGAGCUUUUUGGGAAAUUAGGGA